Molecule: messenger RNA, 1339 nt
Organism: Phaedon cochleariae (mustard beetle)
Lineage: Eukaryota; Metazoa; Arthropoda; Insecta; Coleoptera; Chrysomelidae
Source: the annotation of a GenBank genome assembly
GUGAAUAGUGAAGAAGUUGUGUUGAUAUUUCGUAAAAUCGUAAAUUGCUUAUUGCAAUUUUGCAUUUAAAUGACUUCUGGAAAGGAUACGAUGGGUGAACAACCUAUCUUCACAUGCAAAGCCCAUGUGUUCCACAUUGAUCCAAAAACCAAGAGAUCAUGGAUGCCAGCUUCAACUUCUGCUGUUAGUGUUUCUUUUUUUUAUGAUUCCUCUAGAAGCUUAUACAGAAUAAUAAGUGUUGAAGGCCAAAAAGCAGUGAUAAACAGUACUGUUACCCCUAACAUGACAUUCACUAAGACUUCCCAAAAAUUUGGUCAGUGGUCUGAUGUUAGGGCAAAUACUGUAUAUGGGUUGGGGUUUUCUUCUGAAGCUGAACUUCAAAAGUUCAUUGAUAAAUUCAAUGAAGUUAAAGAAGCAACAAGAUCUGCAAUAAGCAAAGUAACUGCCAAUGGUGGGGCUGCUGUCACACCUGUCACUAGCGCAAAUGCAAGUCCUAUUACUGCCAGAGCUGCUGCAGCAGCACCAGAUUCUUCUUCAGACAACUUGUUGGAGCCACCUGGCAACCCAUCAAUGCCUGUGACUCCAAAUGCAAAAUCUGAAGAAGAAUUGCCACAUCCUCGCAGUCAUUCAAUUUCUGGUAUGCAAUCCAAUGAGAGCCCUAGCCAUCAGGGGAAGAUGGAAAAAUCAUCCUAUAUGACAUCCAAUGCAAACCCUAUUGAUAUGCAAUUGAAAUAUGAAAAUGAUAGACUGAAACUGGCUCUGGCUCAAAGUUCUGCCAACGCAAAGAAAUGGGAAAUAGAAUUGGCAACAUUGAAAAGCAACAACGCCAGAUUAACAAGCGCACUUCAAGAAAGCACAGCGAAUGUGGACGAAUGGAAGAGACAAUUAGCUAGCCUAAAAGAAGAAAAUAUGAGGAUGAAGGUGAAAUAUCAGUCCGAUUUAGAAAAUAGUAAAGGUGGAGGAGAAUUGGCCGACGAUUUAAGGAGAGAAAUUCAAGCGCUGAGAAUUCGAGUAGAGCAACAAGAGUCUGAACUAGAUAGCAAGAAUAGCGAAAUCAUAACUCUGUCGUUACAGAAAGACAACCAGGAAUUGCAGAGCACCCUGAAACUGGCGCAAUCUGAGCUCGAGAUCGCCCUCAGCGCGCACGAGUCCCAACGCCAGAUCUUGUCCACGCUGAACCAGCAGCUGGCCGCGAGAAUCCAAGACCUGGUGACGAUCCACGACGAGGUCAACACCGCGCUGCACACGUGAGAGAGAUAGCGAUGCGUCGGUGAGCGUAUCCACAUAGCUUACGUCUAGGUUGUAUCUCUCUCUUUCUAUGCGCACUUGAGAGAUAGAG